CAACUGUUUUGAAUAUCUCUCUUUUUCACUGUAUUGGAUUAUUGUUCACUAUAUUUUCUUGAUUUAUUUUUAGAGUUCAAAAAUAUAACUAUUCUUAAAUAUUAAUUUAGAAUAUGUCUACAAACGAAAAAGAAUACUUUGGUCCGCUUACAUUACAUCAAAAAAGUGAAUUUCCAACUAUUUUCAAGAGCGACGAACAUAUUGAUUGUUCUUGUAUAUUAUGUGAAGAAAUUUUCAUUUUACCAGCUUGUGAGAAGCAAUUACUUACUCAUUUAUUCAUGGAACACCGACUUGUGAUAGCCGAUGUCAACCAAAUAGCGGAUUUGAAUGGAUAUCUUAAAUACUGGAGACUGAGAUUUAGAGAUCAAAGUCUACCAUAUUUUUGUACAACAAUGCUUCUAGAUAAUAAGCCAGAUGGGACAAAGUCUAAAAAUGAGGAAUAUUAUUUAUUAAGUGAUGUUUUGCCAGAAGAUAAAGAAUUACGUAUGAAUUUACAGCAAACUAGAUUGGAAAAGCUCCUACAGAGACACCAGUUUGAACGAGAAGAUAAAAAUUAUGUUAGAGAGUGUUUGUUUUGCCGUUUCAUAUCUACAACCACUAGGGCAGCUUACUUAAACCAUUUAUAUGAAAAACACAAUUUUCAUAUUGCCAAACCAGAUAAUUUAAUAUUUAUUGAUGAAUUAAUCAACACAAUUGCUCAAAAAUUAGAAAACCUGCAUUGUAUAUUUUGCGAGGGAUUAUUUAAGGACCGUACCAUAUUAAAAGAGCACAUGCGUAAAAAAGGUCACAAAAGAAUAAAUCCAGACAAUAAAGAGUAUGAUAGAUAUUUUCUAGUCAAUUACGUAGGUGAUACAGCACAAUCUAAAACCAACCAGAAACUCUGUAGCAAUAAGAAUCAAAAUCGAACUACACAAAAAAUUAAGAGAGAUUGCGAAGUAGAUUCUAAUGAGGAUAGUGAUCCAGAAUGGUCAGAAUGGACUGAAGAAAAUGGCCCACUGAUUACGUGUCUACUUUGUCAGCAUACAGAGAUGGAAUACGAAAAUGUUUUAAAUCAUAUGAUGCAACAACAUGAAUUUUCAUUUACGGAUGUGACAAAUGGUUUAGAUUUUUAUCAUAAAAUAAAAAUUGUAAACUAUAUUAGGCGUCAAAUACAUUUACAACAAUGUUUCUCUUGUGAUACUAAGUUUGAUGAUUUAAAAAAUCUACAGAAACAUAUGAAAGAUAUGAGACAUUGUACGCUAGUUAGAGAGAAGUGGGACCAACCGGAAUAUUACUUUCCCACAUACGAAGAUGAUCUAUUUUUGUGUUUUAUUCAAGAUGAUGAUGAAAGUUGGUGGUCGAGUGAUGAACAAGAGGUGAAUAAAAGGAAUAGUAUGUCAGAUAGCAUCUCAAAAGAAAUGGCUCUUGCUGUAUUAAAUGAUUGAAUUAUUGCAAGUAAAUAUUUACAGUUUUAGUAUGUUGAUGCUGAAUAUUGUUUAUUCUUCGUGGAAAUUUUCGUCAUUAAAUUCAUCUUUAUAAGUGAGAUUAAUUUGGUACCAAGUUCUCUUCCAUAAGUCUUUUAUUUUAUUGCAUAUUUUUUAUUAGUUAUAGUAUGGUAAAAUUACUCAGAUUAAAAGAUUACUCUGCAAUAGCUGAUAAAUGUCUCUGAUUACCCAAUUAGGUUUAAUAAUUGAGUCUUUUAUUUAUAAAUCUUAUUAAUAUAAUAAAAUUGUAGGUAGAUGUUUUCUGUAUAUAGGAAAUAUUUAAGAAAACUUAAUGAGGGCAAUAGAAGCCAGAAUUAUUAUUUAAUUUAGAAUUUGGUGUAUGUUUUAUCUUAAUUCACUAUCUAGAAAUGGUCAAUUAAAUUGCUAUUCCUACUUCUGAAAUCGACACAUGUGAAGUAAUAGACAAAAACUAGUAGUUUAUAAAUUUAAAAAAAGAGAUUUUUUUGCUUAUAAUGACAGCUUAUAGUUUAAUAUUGAAAGGCUGUUCUCAUACUAUAAUACACCUUCAGAGUCAAGGCAGGAAACACUGGUUGCUCACAGUGCCUCUGCUUUUCAACAGACUUUAAAAAUAAGCAGGUUCUCAUACAUACAUUCAUAUCUGUUAUGCCUGUCUCCCAUUAGGGUAGGCAGAAACAAUGGAACGUCAAAUGGUUUGAUUCAAACAAGCCUCUUUCGCUUUCAAUCAAUUUGGUUGUAUUUCUUUUUUAUGUUUGUUACUUCAUAAAUUCGUCAAUUGUAAAUUGUUUUUGGAAAAUUCUUAUUGUCUGAAAAGAUGUACUUGCAAAUUGGUCUAAUGAGAAUCUUAUGAAAAUCGGUUGAGUAAUUUAGUUUUUAAAUAAAACUCCGCCAUAAUUUAAGUCAUUUUUGUUUGUGGAACAAAAUUUAAUUCUAGAUAGGUACAGAAUAAUAUUUACGAGUGUAAGAAAUUGUAAUUGUAAAUAUAUUUUAUUACAUUAUUAUACAAUAUUUUUCGUUUACAUGUAUAUGUAAUCAUAUGUUUUACUGAAAUUAUUGCAGAAAUAAAGAAGUCAAAUGUAAUUAUUAACAAAUUGAAAAAUAUAUUGAUUUUUUA
Molecule: messenger RNA, 2556 nt
Organism: Galleria mellonella (greater wax moth)
Lineage: Eukaryota; Metazoa; Arthropoda; Insecta; Lepidoptera; Pyralidae
Product: zinc finger protein 277
Exons: 2
Coding region: 114-1424 (436 amino acids)
Source: RefSeq, a predicted model, not a curated record